AUUGAAACUCCUACAGCUCUUCAAGACAGCAUCACAGAUAAUAUCAGCAAACGAUAGACGAAGUUAGUGUUGAGUGGGUGUGUUGAAAUAACAGAAUAUUCGAACAGGUUGUCUGGAGAUAGAUGGGGAAGAAAACAGUAUCAUGAAUACCAAUUUGUUCUCAAGAAAAAAAAGUACUCCGUAUUGUUGCACAAUUCUGAGUCGUCACAAACCAAGUAUGAUAAUACUCCAAACUUUUAAAAUUAAAAGAAGCAUUUUCAAAGAAUAUUUCUGAUGUGUAUUCCAGAGUGACUUGUAGGUCAGAUUUGUGAACUAUAUAGAAUUCUGUAAAGCUAUUUAUAUAAAAGAAGGCAACAUGAACCCUUGGUUGGUAUUAUCAUUCUUCAUGUCCAUACGUUUAUGUAUGGUAUAUAUUGUUCAGACAUGGUUUGUGCCGGAUGAGUAUUGGCAGACUGUAGAAGUAGCACACAAGAUUGUAUUUGGCUAUGGACAUGAAACAUGGGAGUGGACUCUGGGCAUUAGAAGUUAUAUCUAUCCUGCAUUUCUGGCUACCAUCCUUAGUGUUCUAAAAUAUUUUCACUUAGAUUCUGUUAAUACUGUGGUGCAUGGACCUCGGAUAUUACAAGCUGUUCUGUCUGCCGUUGGAGACUACUGUUUCUUGAGAUGGUAUCGUAAUCAGAAUGGUGGACAUGGCUUAUGGGCAUCAUUUGCUUUGAUCACCAAUUGGUUUUGGAUGUAUUGUGGAUCAAGAACUCUCAUCAAUACUUUUGAAGCCACACUUAACACAUUUGCUCUAAACUUAUUUCCCUGGAAUCAAAAUAAAAUACAGAAGAGUCCAUCAAAAUUCUUAUGGUUUGUUGCUACUGCUUGCAUGAUAAGACCUACAGCAGUUAUAAUUUGGCUUCCACUGUGCAUUUACCACUUUUUGUUAUCGUAUCACAAGGUGACAACAGUUGUAAAGGACUAUAUACUUAUUGGAUUAAUAGUCAUUACUGCUGGUACCAUGUUGGAUACAUAUUUUUAUGGAAAGAUAACUUUCACUCCCCUGCAUUUCUUACAAGCUAAUAUUAUGGACAGUAUCAAUGUCUUUUAUGGCACACAUCCGUCAUUGUGGUACAUAGUUGUUGGAAUUCCAGUUGUUCUGGGGUGUCACCUGAUCCCAUUCCUUCUUGGUGCAUUCAGAGCAUUAACACAUAAAAGAGGCUCCAUAGAAAUGGUCCUCUUGUUUGUCAGCGUAUGGACUGUAGCUGUUCUCAGUUUUGUUCCCCACAAAGAAUUCAGAUUUUUAUUACCACUCUUCCCAAUGUUUGUGUAUAUUGAAAGCAGUUUCCUUUCACACUGGAGUCGUAAGGCACAAAGAUCAAUGCUCUUGGUUGCGACUGUAGGUAUGGUAAUUGCAAAUAUUGCAUUACUAGGAUAUUUUGGACUGAUUCACCAACGAGGCACAUUGGAUGUCAUGAAGGUGCUAAGUGAUACAAAUCACAGGCAUACAAAUCUGCUGUUUCUCAUGCCUUGCCAUUCCACUCCGCUGUACAGUCACCUCCACAUGAGAAUACAAGUUAGGUUCCUAACGUGUGAGCCUGAUUUUACGGGUAAUCCCCACUAUCAAGACGAGGCAGAUAUAUUUUACACAAAUCCUGAAAAAUGGUUACUUCAGAAUUAUUCAAGUAAUGAUACUGUAUCACACAUUAUAAUUUAUGAUAGUCUUUAUCCCAAGAUAAAGAAUUUUUUUAAUCAAUAUAAUUAUAAAUUAAACAGGUCACUGUUUCACACUUUUCAUCCAAGUGGACGAGUAGGAAAGUAUGUGGAGAUUUAUACGCAACAAUACUAGAUCAUAGUGAUCUACAAAUGAGAUGCUGAGUCCAGGAAGGCUAGUAACAUAACAAAGGCACUAGCUAUAAUGCAGCUUAACUUUGUAUCUUUUCUUGGAUUGUUUAAAUAUUUUGUGAUUAUUCAUUUGUCACCGUCAUGAAUAUGAACUAUUUAUUAGGAGAAAUAGUGUAGCUCUGUUAAUGACAGGCUAUAUGCUGGAAAAAUGGGAUUCAGUUCCUGGCAGGCUAGGAAUUUUUCUGUUCACUACAUCCAGACCAUCUGCAGAUCCCACCCAGCCUCCUGGGGAUAAAGCAGCUGGAGCAUGAAGCUUACAACUCACCAGCACCUAGUGCCAAUGUCAAGAAAUUGUGGAGGUCUAACUCCAUUCCAUCAUACAUCUCCAUUGUGUGGUGGUGAAACAUGAACUUUAAUAUAAAAAAAGAUAUACCUUGAAAUGAACCACAUUGCGCUCAAAUGAUACUGGUAAUAGAAAGUUGUUACAUUAGGCAAGAUGUGAGACAGUUUAAUAACAGAUUUGUUUUUCACAAUUAAACUAAGACUGAAUAUUGUUUAAACAAAAAAGUUUAUGUAACUAUGUGCAACAGAUUUUUAAAAUGUAAUAUUAGUAGUUUGUAUUAAAAGUUACUGAGAACAUUUA
This is a messenger RNA of Zootermopsis nevadensis, 2470 nucleotides long. RefSeq names its product phosphatidylinositol glycan anchor biosynthesis class B (gene PIG-B). The record is from RefSeq and is a predicted model, not a curated record. Gene Ontology annotation, molecular function: alpha-1,2-mannosyltransferase activity. Gene Ontology annotation, biological process: GPI anchor biosynthetic process. Gene Ontology annotation, cellular component: endoplasmic reticulum membrane. Lineage: Eukaryota; Metazoa; Arthropoda; Insecta; Blattodea; Termopsidae.